AUGGUCUGCUCUAGGGGUUCAGUUGCUGAUUACAUGAGAAUAAAAGAAAUGGCAAUGUUACUUAUCAGGAUCCACUUAUAUACAUAUAAGAUGGGUAACGUGUAUUGUUGUGUCCAAGUUGAGGAACAAAUGGUAGGUUUUACGAAGAGAUUUGCGGAUAUCAGCUCACCGAGAAGCUGUCAUUCCAAUGGCAAGUUUGCUUGUGAAAUGCAGAACAAAAACCAAGUGAUCGGAGCUAUGGUUGCGGUGCAAAACAUGGACGAAGUUUCUGGGCAGAGAGAUGCAAUUGCCCAAGCUAUUAUGAAAGAAAUGGAAAAGCCUGUUGGUCUCAAUGGAUAUGAGAUUCUGCAAGUCCAAAUCUGGGAUGUAAAAUUGGAUGAGGGACUUGAGCGAGCCGUGAUUGAAGCCAAGAAUGCGAUGAGGAAGGUUGAAGGGGAGGCUGAGUACAAGAAACUCUCUGUUGCUCGCCACAGUCAAGCCAUCGUGGAUGUUGCAUGGGACAUCUCGGGCAAAAUAUCAGGGGUGACCGGCAAGGACUACUUCGACCUGGCCCUCAUGUCCCAGUAUAUUGACUCCAUGUCAGAUAGAGGCGGAAAGUCAAAAUCCUCGAUGCUGUUCAUUCCGCAAGGUCCUGGAGCCAUGCGAGAGGUGACCGCGAAGAUACACGAUGGUCUUCUUGAAGCGUCCAUGUCCCAGUGCUAA
Syzygium oleosum is the source of this 702-nucleotide messenger RNA. RefSeq names its product hypersensitive-induced reaction 1 protein-like. NCBI's taxonomy places the organism in Eukaryota, Viridiplantae, Streptophyta, Magnoliopsida, Myrtales, Myrtaceae. The transcript has 6 exons. The coding region runs from base 1 to 702 and encodes 233 amino acids. The record is from RefSeq and is a predicted model, not a curated record.